AUGAGCGGCAACGGCUACGUCAACCCAGAGAAGCUCAAAAAUGCCAAGAGGGCAAACACGUGCGUUCGAGUAAUACAGGUUAUCCUUGCCCUCUUCGUCUUGGUCGUCUUCGGCGUUCUCCUCUUCAGAGCCGGGGUGUUGAAGGACACGGAUGAGGCCAAGGGGGUUCUGGAGAGAAACAGGAAUCUCCUGUUUCCCGCAGGUGCAGCAUUUUUUCUCGUAUUCUUGGGCUUAUUCAACGUCUUUCUAAUAAAAUGCAUAUCGGAUGGCGGCACCUUCCGAGUCUUCUUGUUCAUCCCCCUCGACAUUUUUCUCGGCGCCUUCUUCAUCGCCGGCAUGAUUGUCAACAAGAGCGGCUUCACCGCAGAGUGCGGCGGCAGCGCAGCUGCCGCACCAGCCGGCGACGAUCUCUUGGAUAGAGUAUCCGGCCUGGCCUCGCUCUGCAACGCGACGAAAGUGGCCCUCUAUGCCUCUGGCGUUAUCAUACUGUUUCUCCUCAUUGGAACGUGCACCGGGUUCUGCGUUAGGAGCCUGGGCCACCAGAAUAAACAGGCGAAAAGGUUAUACGGUACCCAGGGAUACAACUCUCAGGGGCCGCCGCCGCAGUACCCCCCCCAAAACCCGUAUUCACAACAACCACAGAUGGGGCAGACGUACGGGCAGUACCCGUCAUCACAGAGUGGCUACUACCGGUGA
Messenger RNA from Lasiosphaeria miniovina, 696 nucleotides. RefSeq lists its product as uncharacterized. NCBI's taxonomy places the organism in Eukaryota, Fungi, Ascomycota, Sordariomycetes, Sordariales, Lasiosphaeriaceae. Bases 1 to 696 code for a protein of 231 amino acids. The record is from RefSeq and is a predicted model, not a curated record. The transcript is spliced from 2 exons.